Messenger RNA from Megalopta genalis, 752 nucleotides. The record is from RefSeq and is a predicted model, not a curated record. Lineage: Eukaryota; Metazoa; Arthropoda; Insecta; Hymenoptera; Halictidae.
CAGUAUAUAAAAAUGAUUCCUUUUGCAUGUGGUUCAUAGUUACUUGUCAAGUCAGAGCAAUCAUAUAUCAGACUGAAGGAGACAAAUAACGAUCAUCAUGAAAGGGAUAUGCAUUUUGGUGACCGUUGCCGCGGUGAUAGCUCUUUCCGAGGCUUUUAGCUGUCCAACAGAUACUCCGACCGAUAAAAUUGUCUACUUGCCUCACGAAGACUGUCACAAGUACUACGAGUGCAAAAAUGGAACUCCAAACCUAAGGGAUUGUCCAAACGACGAGAAUGGCGUGUAUUGCGACUGUCCAUGUUCAUCUGCUAAGUGCAAGAUGCAUUACGACGACGAAAAUAUCGAGAUCUGCGUGAAGAAGAAUUCUUCUCCCACAACAGCGUGCUCCACAACACCGUCUCCCGCAACACCGUCUUCCUCAACAGCGCCUCUCACAACGACGGCAUGAAACGUCAAUUGCGACAUCCUCGACGGAGAAUGCGACACCUAAGGAGCCUAUCUUCUAUUAGAACUAAGAAUCUGGCAUACGUGUCAUCGUUGACAAUAUACGCGAACCUCGAAGUUGCAUUGCAUUUCCACCAUUGAAUAAAAUGAAACCUAUGUUCAAAAAAUGCCUACGUUUUCUCUGUCACCUGUUCGAGUAGCCUGAAGCAUUGAAACGUACUGUUUGAAACGCGUCAAUUUACAAAUCGAUUGUUCGAUACCCUUACAGUAACAUUAUAAUCUUAUAAAACGUAAAGCUACGCUCUUUA